CUGAUCUGAGAGAGCACCGUUCAGAAAGUUUUCGUAGUGUUAAUUCAGACAGAGAAUUAUGGUGAAUAUUUUUAAGAUGUUAGUUUCACCACUGGUGCACGGGGCGGUGAAACUAGCAGGGCUGACUCCUAAGCUCGUAGAGAUCGAACCCGGAACAGUAUUAAAUAUUUGGGUGCCAACCGAAACCCUAAAAAACACCACAAAAAUUCCUCACAAGCCUGUUGUAGUGUUUCUUCAUAGCUUUGCUGCCGAUGGCAUUCUGACAUGGUUUUUUCAAGCCAUAUCUUUAUCGGGCAUGUAUUCUGUUUACGUGCCCGAUUUCAUAUUUUUCGGUGACUCUACCACCGAUAAAUUAGACCGCACAACGGCUUUUCAAGCCGAGUGCAUAGCCAAAGGUUUGUCGAAACUAGGAGUUGAAAAAUGCACAAUUGUUGGUCUUAGUUACGGGGGUAUGGUAGGGUUCAAAAUGGCGAGGAAUUAUCCUGACUUGGUUGAGUCCAUGGUGGUCUCGGGCACGGUGGUGGAGAUGACGGAGUCGAUAAUUGCAGCGUUGCUGAAAAAGUAUAAGGUGAAUUGCUGGUCAGAUAUGAUGAUGCCAACCUCUGUUGAUGGUGUAAAAGAGAUGAUGAGUGUGGGUACACAUAAGUUGCCGUGGCUGCCUGAUAUUGUUUACAAACAUUUUCUGGAGGCUUUCUUUGAUAACAGGAAAGAGAGAAUUGAACUUUUGAAGGCUUUGGUAGUUAAUGACAAAGAUGCGGUUUCACCAAACUACACCCAGAGGAUUCAUUUAUUAUGGGGAGAUGAUGAUAAGAUUCACGACUCCGACUUUGCUCGUAACAUGAAGGAAAAUUUAGGAGAGAAAGCGAGUAUCGGAUUCAUAGACAAGGCAGGGCAUUCGUCACCAGUGGAGCGCCCUUUUGUAUUCACUCAGCACCUUAAGAAAAUUCUUUCUUCCUUCCGGACUGAAGUUAAGAAUGAAUAGUAUUGCGUCAUUUUUUUAAGAAAUGCUCGGUUGCUUAAUUGAGUUCUUGUUGGAGACUGUGAUUUCAAGAUUUUAAGUAAUUGAGUUCUUGUUGGAGACUGUGAUUUCAAUUAAUUGAGUUCUUUUUGGAUUUUAGACAAUUUUGUUAUUAAAAUCAAGUAAUUUUAAGUUUUGAAUCCAUUUGUUCCUGGACAAUGUCUGUC
Messenger RNA from Daucus carota subsp. sativus, 1185 nucleotides. RefSeq lists its product as uncharacterized. The transcript is spliced from 4 exons. Lineage: Eukaryota; Viridiplantae; Streptophyta; Magnoliopsida; Apiales; Apiaceae. The coding region runs from base 59 to 982 and encodes 307 amino acids. The record is from RefSeq and is a predicted model, not a curated record.